AUGGAGUCGUGGUUGAAGCGUAGCAGCAAUUCUUUUGAAAACACGGAGGGACAAGUGGCAAAGGCCAAACCAGAGCCGGAAAAAUUCCGGCUGUAUCUUGAAGAUUAUGUUUUAAUUGGAUUUACGUCCACAAGUUGCAACCCACCCAAGGCACUGUGUUUUUUCUGUGGGGAGAAAUUAGCUAACAGUAGCAUGAAGCCAGCACAUCUGCAGCAUCAUCUUAAGACAAAACAUGGAUGUCACGUUGAUAAUCCACCUGACCUUUUUAAGAGGAAACUGUCUGAAUUCAGAUCAUCUCAAGACACGAUGCGGAAGGACUCCACAACAUCAGCCAAAGCCCUGGAGGCCUCUUAUGCAGUGUCUUUGCUCGUAGCUAAAGCCAAGAAGCCAUUCACUAUCGCUGAAGACCUGCUCCUUCCAGCGGCUGUAGUGCUGGCUGAGACUAUGCUGGACAAAAACGCAGCGGAGAAAUUAAAGACUGUACCAUUGUCAAAUGACUCUGUUUGCCGCAGAGUAGAUACAAUGGGAACAGACAUUGUCGAGCAAGUUGUGGGAAAACUUAGCGACUCCUUUUCACUCCAGUUGGAUGAAUCCACAGAUGUCAGUGGAAAUGCACAACUUGUUGCUUUUUUGAGGUACGUUGAUACUGACGACAUUUAUGAGCACAUACUAUUCUGCAAAAGUUUGAAGGGGAAAACAACAGGAGAGGACAUAUUUGAUGUUGUCAAUGCUGCUUUCUGUGAAAACGAUUUGCGCUGGAAAUCCUGCAGCAGCAUCUGUACAGACGCAGCAGCAUCAAUGACGGGUAGCGCGAAAGGACUAAUAGCGCACAUUAAAAAAGAAAACCCCGACGUGAUGUGGACUCACUGUGUGAUACACAGGGAGGCAUUGGCGUCCAAGAAAAUGAGCCCUGUGUUACAUGACAUUUUGAACAGCAGCAUCAAAGUGAUCAACGUCAUUAAGUCAAGGCCACUUAAUGCACGUCUGUUUCGCCGCCUCUGCGAAAAUAUGGGAGCUGAACACACACAACUGCUGCUGCACACAGAAGACACAGACUGGCUUGCAAAGCUGUGCUACCUGGCAGAUAUAUUCAGCAAACUGAACAAACUGAAUAUGUCUCUGCAGGGCAAGGACACCAGCAUUUUAAACCUGUAUGACAAGGUGGGUGGCUUCCUGAAGAAAGCAGAGCUGUGGAGAAGGGCCUGUGCACAGGAGGAUUUCACCUGCUUUCCUCAGCUGGAUGAUUUUCUCUCUAGUGAGGAUGUGGACAGAGCUCCAGUCAAGUUGGUCAUAGUGGGACAUUUGACCAAGUUGAUACAGGAUUUUCAUUCCUACUUUCCUGACAUGGAGGAGAAAUCUGCACAGCUGGAUUGGGUGAGAAACCCAUUUCUCUUGUCCAAAGCAAACCGAAGCAAGCUCCCUGUCACCUAUCAGGAAAAACUCUUGGAAGUGUCAUCUGAUCGUGGCCUCCAGAUGAAGUUUGCCAUGUUCACACUUACACAGUUUUGGGUGUGUGUGAAGCAGGAGCACCCUGACCUGGGACAGAAAGCUUUGGAGCAGCUACUACCCUUUGCCUCCACAUAUUUAUGUGAGGCCUCCUUCGCUGCAAUGACUGUGAUCAAAACAAAGCAGAGAAACAGAAUGUCUCACUAA
Leucoraja erinaceus (little skate) is the source of this 1653-nucleotide messenger RNA. RefSeq names its product zinc finger MYM-type protein 6-like. Bases 1 to 1653 code for a protein of 550 amino acids. The transcript has 2 exons. NCBI's taxonomy places the organism in Eukaryota, Metazoa, Chordata, Chondrichthyes, Rajiformes, Rajidae. The record is from RefSeq and is a predicted model, not a curated record.